Messenger RNA from Sipha flava (yellow sugarcane aphid), 849 nucleotides. RefSeq lists its product as uncharacterized. Bases 330 to 806 code for a protein of 158 amino acids. The transcript has 2 exons. The record is from RefSeq and is a predicted model, not a curated record. Gene Ontology annotation, molecular function: nucleic acid binding. Lineage: Eukaryota; Metazoa; Arthropoda; Insecta; Hemiptera; Aphididae.
UCACUAUUUUUAUUAGAUUAAUAAUUGUAUUUCAUCCCUUACCUAGUUUCUGUCAAGACUUUCUACAGUCUUGUGCAAUUGAACUCAAACUAAAGAACACAAUAAUUAUCGUAGCUUCGAUUUAUUUUCAAGUACAGGGUCACGCAAAAAACCUCCUGUAUUUAGAGCUUACGCUGUGUGAGUUGUGGUGUUGGUGCAACUAUGAAGGGGAUAUCGAUCGAUAGCGGUAGGAGUAUAUCCGUAAUGGUGAUUCUGCGAUUUCUACUCAGCGAGCAUUUCGCAUCCGGUUCAAACUUGGCCGACAUGAUUCUGUUCGGGAUGGAAAAACAAUGCUCGUUUGGGUGUUCAACUUUAGAGCAACGGGUUCUGCACUGAAGAAAAAACCACCUGGCCGACCUUUGACCAUAACAACACCGGAAAAUGUCGCACGUGUGAGGGCGUCCAUCCAGAAAUCUCCAAGGCAUUCAGCAGUUAAACAUGCAGCUGCCCUGGGACUUUCUGAUAGGAGUGUAAGAAGAAUCUUACACAGAGAUCUUCAUAUGCACCCAUACAAAAUAAUGAUUACACAAGCAUUAAGUGAGAGAGAUUUUGAAACUUGUAGAGCGGUGUGUGAAGACAUUCUUCAGAACAUUCCUGCUGGUAAUGUUUUGAUUUCGUCUGAUGAGGCCCACUUCCACUUGUCUGGUAUUGUUAAUAAACAAAAUUACCACUACUGGGCAGUAGAAAAUCCUCAGGAACUUCAUCAACGGCCACUUCACAGCCCAUAUGUGACAGUUUGGUGUGCAGUAUCUGAUUUUGGUGUGUAAGGUCCGUAUUUUUUUGAAGAAAAUGGACUAUAAGUAACGGUUA